AUGAUCGAGCAUGCUGCUGUUGCUUGUGGUAAAGAUGAUGUGAAACCCGUUCAGGGCGUCAGCCUUAUUUGGUACACAGAUCAAGGUCCAGAUGGCUCAAAUCCUGCAGCAAGCUCGAUGGACGUUGCCGAGGAAUUGCUUCGUCAAGGCGUCGUAUAUAUGGAGCCCAGCAUGCCUCACAUUCUAAGCAUGCCGCGCCAUCUUAUCGUGAGGUAUUCAACUACACAAAAGGCUGCCAAGGACCAACGCCUCAACAUUUGGCAGUAUGGCGACUUCCGUGAAGACUUGUCCGGCUAG
Messenger RNA from Protopolystoma xenopodis, 297 nucleotides. NCBI's taxonomy places the organism in Eukaryota, Metazoa, Platyhelminthes, Monogenea, Polystomatidea, Polystomatidae. The record is from the annotation of a GenBank genome assembly.